Messenger RNA from Enhydra lutris kenyoni (northern sea otter), 1850 nucleotides. RefSeq names its product coiled-coil domain containing 90B. The record is from RefSeq and is a predicted model, not a curated record. NCBI's taxonomy places the organism in Eukaryota, Metazoa, Chordata, Mammalia, Carnivora, Mustelidae. The transcript is spliced from 9 exons. The coding region runs from base 36 to 800 and encodes 254 amino acids. Gene Ontology annotation, cellular component: mitochondrion.
GCCUUUCGCCUCCUCCCGCCAGCUGAAAACCGGAAAUGUGGAGUCGCUGUGUUCGGCGGCUCCUGUGUUCUGAGGGCAAUGAGGGCCACCGGUUUUCGAGCCUCGGCGGGGUUUUUUCGCCGGCCUUGCGGAGAGAUUUCUUCACCACCACAACCAAGGAAGGAUAUGAUAUGAGGCGAGUGGACAUAACUCCUUUAGAACAAAGGAAAUUAACUUUUGAUACCCAUGCACUCGUUCAGGAUUUGGAAACUCAUGGAUUUGACAAAGCACAAGCAGAAACAAUUGUAUCAGCAUUAACCACUUUAUCAAAUAUCAGCCUGGAUAGUAUCUACAAGGAGAUGGUUACUCGAACUCAACAGGAAAUAACAGUACAACAACUAAUGUCUCAUUUGGACUCCAUCAGGAAAGACAUGGUCAUCCUAGAAAAAAGUGAAUUUGCAAAUCUGAGAGCAGAGAAUCAGAAAAUGAAAACUGAAUUGGAACAAGUUAAGCAACAACUGAUCAAUGAAACCAGUCAAAUCAGAGCAGACAAUAAACUGGACAUCAACCUAGAAAGGAGCAGAGUAACUGAUAUGUUUACAGAUCAAGAAAAGAAACUGAUGGAAGCAACCACAGAAUUUACCAGCAAGGAUACCAAAACCAGAAGUAUUAUUUCCGAGACCAGUAAUAAGAUUGACACUGAAAUUGCUUCUUUGAAAACACUGAUGGAGUCUAACAAGCUUGAAACAAUUCGCUACCUUGCAGCCUCAGUGUUUACUUGCCUGGCAAUAGCAUUGGGAUUUUACAGAAUCUGGAAAUAGUUGAGAAACUAGGAUAGCAUGCUGCUGCUGCUGCGGACUUGAGAACACUACGCCAGGCUACAUUUACUCUGAACACAGAAGUUGCAGCAGAUACUCAAUACAACAAGAUUAUUCAGAGUACAUAUGGACUAAAAAAUAUUUUUAAAUGGUAAGAUAUGCUUUGAGUUGGUGUUUUGUGUGUGUCUUUAUUUUAUUAUGUUGAAAAGCUGUCAUUCAAAACCUGAUUGAGAUAAAGAGGCUUUUUGUCUUUAUCCCUUUCAUAGUUCAUAGAAACUGAUCCAGAGUUCUCUUGUGUUUGCUUGAACAAAUGUGUAUCAUUUAGGAUUUCUUUGAUGUCUGCUGCAAAUUUAAAAACUACUCCCAAGCCUACAUCCUUGUUAUUGUAUUCAGCUUCCCUGGUAACUACUGCACAGUUACCUUUUCAUAAAAAAUAAAAUCUUGUUCUAACAAAGUUGCUUGGAUUUUCAAGGCAACUUACCAUAUAUGGAGAUUGGGUUUCUUGGUAGUAAAUUAAAACAAGGAACUUUAAAAUAAUGUGUGCCCUAGUGCAACUGUAGGACACCUGGUAUGAAAUCUUCGAGUUGCUAUAUCUUGAGCUCUGAUUAUUACAUAUACUUAAAAAUUUUUGAAUUCACAAAUACCAGUUUAUCCCUGCUUCUUAGGGACCCAUCUUAAAUUUAUUACAUAAAAUGAAGAGGUGGGUUUUUUUUUAAUGAUUCACUUAAAUUCAGUAAACUUCUGCUUGGUGACUAAGUACACCAAGCAGGAUUAUAUAAGGACCAGUCAAGAGUCAGUAGGGUUUUCUUCACCGUAUUUGAAAAAUAAAUCAAAGUUUAUAAUUCCCAUUUUUGUCAGUCUUCAAGAAUUUAGAUACAUGAAUAUUUAACAGUAUGUAGUAUUUUUUUAAUAUAAAGAAAAAACCCAAGCAAUGGAAAAAGCAGUGUCACCAACGCUGAACUUAGUGAUUGUCGUUGUUGAAUAAUAGCUGCUAUUGACUGUACAAGAGGGAAUGUGCUAAAUAAUCUGUGCCAGCUCACCUUUUCUUUUUUU